AUGCUGAGGAAAACGCUGCAGUUCAGGUAGCCUUCAAUAGGCCUACUUUUCUUAAUUGUUGUGGCUUGAUCAAUUUUUCCAUCCUCACACUAAUGCAGAUUUGAGAUGACACCAUUUGCUUCAUUUGCUGUGCACAGAUCUGAUUUAUGUUUGUUUUCAUCUCUCAGUACAUUACAGAUCUCCUCCAGAAUUCAAACUCAAGAUACAAUCUGAGCCGUAUGGCAGGACGUGCCCGCUUAUCCCUGUCCCACACUGUUCUCCUGUCCCUCACCCUCCUCUCCAAGCGCCUCAGCUAUCGCUCUGUGUCUACCAGUUUCCACCUGGAGAAAGGAAACAUCCAUAGGAUCUUCUUUUCCUUUUGUGAGCGUGUGAACACACUUGAGGACCAACAAAUUAGAUGGCCGACUGGUAUGUAGACUGUUGUUAAGUGUGGAUCAAUUACAACAGUGGUAUACAAAAAUUUUCAGCAUGGACCCCAUUUUAUCCACCAGUAUUUCUGGGGACCCCAUUUUUCCACCAAUCAUUUCUUGCCACCCCAAAUCAAAUGACACAACCUUCAAAUCAGUAAAUUUCAAAUUUUUACAUCAACAAAUAACCUUAAAUUAAUUGCGUUUUUAUCUCUGAUCAAAAUGAAAAGGCAUCAAUAAAUACAUUUACUCAAGAACAUUUUCCCAAUUAUCUUUCUCAAAAACGUUUGUAUAUUGUCCCAACCGAUUACAAUAUCCUGAAAUGUGCACCUUCAAACUAUUUACACACAAUUUACUCCAUCACCCAUGUUUGUUUCUGGUUCUUCUCUCCUCCAGGCAUUGAUGCUGUUGAAAACCUCCCCCCCCCCUCUCCAGCCUGCUGGGGAAAGCCAAUGGCCUGGAAGAGAAGGGUGUCCCCAGGGUCCUGGGAGUCUUGGGGCACACCCGCAUCCCCAUCCGCCUGCCAAUUGGCAAACAGGAUGUGGAGAGCAUGGUGACAGAGGUAAAGAGGAUAAAGAAGGAGGCCCAUCCCGACUCCUGGCUGAACCUGGAGCUGGUUUGUAACCAUACAGGCAGGUUGAUACACUGCAGAAUCAGCAAGGGAUCAGACCUGGACAGAGCCAGUGCUCUGAGGGACAAACUCAAACAGCUCCCUGAGAUGAUGCCCCCAGAGACCUGCCUAGUGGCUAGAGUUGGAUAUCCAGCCUCUGCCCAGAUAUUGACCCCGUACGUAGUGGGUCGUGGCCCCAGGGGAAAUCUUUACAACAGGACCCUGGAAGCCCAUUUUUACCUCCUGGAUCAGGCUGUGGCUGACCUGAAAGCCAGAUUCGAAAGGCUCAGGUAUUUGGACAUGGGGAACUAUGAGAAAGCCAAAGCAGUUGUCCUGACUGCCUGCAUACUCCACAAUGUAUUUCUGGACAUGAGGGAAGUGGUCAAGGGACAGGUUGAGAGGGAGGCUGGGACACAAGAGGGAGAGGGGGAGUGUGAUGAGGAGGGUGUUAGGAGAAGGGAAGCCAUCGCAGAUCUGCUGUACAAAGAGUUGGAUUCUGGAAGUACGUAA
Molecule: messenger RNA, 1527 nt
Organism: Coregonus sp. 'balchen'
Lineage: Eukaryota; Metazoa; Chordata; Actinopteri; Salmoniformes; Salmonidae
Source: the annotation of a GenBank genome assembly